AUGACAUCUAACCAACAAACAGGUUUAUCACCUGAUCGUGUUUGUGGAUCAUCGGGAUUUAAGGCUGACCAUGUCGAAUGCUCUAUUUGUCGCGAAAUACUAUGGAAACCAGUUGCAUGUCAAUCAUGCGAGAGGCCAUUCUGUUCAAUAUGUAUUAAUCAAUGGUUGGUCAACCAUCCCCAAGUCUGUCCAAACCGUUGUCAAGCAUACAAAGAACGAAAAUGUCCAGCACUUAUUGUCAAACUACUGUCCGAGCUAGAAAUUGCUUGCUUCUAUAAAUGUAAUGGUUGCAAAGAGGUACUUCAGACAUGAUUAUAUGUUCAACUUAAUGAUUAUAUUAUUUUUUCAUACAACGUCCUUCGAGCAGGGGCGUAACUACGGGGGGGGGGGGGGGGGGCGGGGGGGCACGGCCGCCCUGCGUGCGGGGGGU
This is a messenger RNA of Rotaria sp. Silwood2, 430 nucleotides long. The record is from the annotation of a GenBank genome assembly. NCBI's taxonomy places the organism in Eukaryota, Metazoa, Rotifera, Eurotatoria, Philodinida, Philodinidae.